Molecule: messenger RNA, 2268 nt
Organism: Drosophila gunungcola (fruit fly)
Lineage: Eukaryota; Metazoa; Arthropoda; Insecta; Diptera; Drosophilidae
Product: sulfhydryl oxidase 2-like
Exons: 2
Coding region: 38-871 (277 amino acids)
Biological process (GO): protein folding
Cellular component (GO): Golgi membrane
Molecular function (GO): flavin-dependent sulfhydryl oxidase activity; protein disulfide isomerase activity
Source: RefSeq, a predicted model, not a curated record
GUGAAAUUAAUAGUCGAUCUGUAAUCAUCGUUCCAGAAUGAAGCCGCUUCUCAAGUCGCCAACUAAGGCCACGUCAUUGGGCCUUUGGAUGCUUCUGUUUUGUGCCCAGCUUUUAUUCUGCAACGUGGCACUGGGGCAGGUCAAGAAGCAAGUCUUUCGAGCCGAUCUGAUCAAGGGCCUUGACACGUUUAUGCACACCGUGAUUCCAAAUGCCACACUUAUGGAAGGAGAUAAAUUGAUGGCGCUAGACGAGUUCUUUCGUGCCCUUAAGAAAUUAAACCCACUGAAUAAUAAUGGAGAUUUGCUAGUAAGAUACGCUUGGCCACCAGUAUUACCUCCUAAACCGUUGACGGGGAAGCAGUUCUCUGAAAAACUAAAGUCCCUAGAGUUGAAAUAUCAGGAGGUCUUUACGGCCAAGGACUACGUUGGUUGCGCAUCCAACAGCUCCAGCUCGCGGGGCUACCCCUGCGCCCUGUGGACAUUGUUCCACUAUUGGACCGUGCAGAACGGGCUGCCCUCUUACCCACUCUUUCCGGGCAACGUUCUUCGGACUAUUUGGAAUUUCGUCAAGUAUUUCUAUGAUUGUCCGGAUUGCGUGAGCAACUUUGAGAAAAUGGUCAAACGGCGACCCAUUGAACUGGUGAAGACCCAUGACGCGGAGAUACUUUGGCUCUGGGAAACGCACAACGAGUUCAAUAAGCUAACUGCCACGCAGUUUCCCAGCGCGAAUAUGUGUCCCACCUGCAGGAACAAAGACCAAAGCUGGAGGAAUGACGAAGUGCUGAAAUACCUGAAAAGCCUCUACGCUGAGGCUAAUUUCAGUUUCGAUGGCCUGUCCACUUCCAAGGGAUACAAAAUUAAGUCUUUGUAAGACAUGAAAUUUAAAUUAACAUGGGAUCAUUGGAAAACCCACUUUUUUUUGUUGACUAACAAACUUUUAAAAUAAUAAUGCCUUUGACCUUUAGUUUCUUAACAUCAGCGGAACUAGGUUUAUCUUUGAAUAAUGAAUAAUGAAUUGACUUUUUUUUCCUAACUGGUAAUCUAUGUCUACAAAAGUCCUGCUAGACACGACCAACAUUUCAUCACUUCACCACCUUUUAAUCCAAAUUCCAGGAAUACAAUUACAAGUCAUUUUAAAUAAAAUUAAUUUUAAAUGUCAUUGGAUUCGGUUAUCUAAUCAAAGCGAAAAAAAAAAGCGUAUCUAUAUUCUAUUAUCGUAGUUGCUUUUAAUCAAAAGGAACUGUGGCGGAGGCUUGUUCAACUUUACCAAAAAUAAAGCUAAUGGAAAAGAGUUUGCCAAGGCCAAACAAAAUAAAUAAAAAUAAAACAAAAUUGAUCGGAUUCGCUAAAAGGGGUGAAACAAUUUAAUUUUCUUAUGCCUAAUUGUAUUUGUCAUGGACUCAAACAUUUACGAGCGAUUGAGAUUGCUAAGCUUCUGAAGUUAGUUUAAAAGAUUCGUGGUCUGGAUAAAAUGCUGUUAGUGGUAUGCUUCGCAAUCCUGAGUUUUCUUCCAGAGCCCGGAAUUUCCCCGGCAGAGGGUGCUCGAAUGGUGAGAGUCAAGGCCAAAGGAAGGUUUUCUUGGUUCAACGUGACCUUGAGCGAGCUUGUGAGCAACAAUCCCAUCUCCACCGUUAUCUACUUCACUGAUACCAAGUUGGGGGACAAAUUGGAUGGCCUUGAAUCGGUAUACGACGUGCUCUGCCCCCUAACCCAGUUCCCCCGCCUCCUGGACGUUGUCCUGAUCAAUUGCAACAGGCCGGUGAACAGGAAUGACUGCUCAAGCUUUAACUUCAAAAUGCCAGGACUUCGGUUCUUCCCCACAGAGUUCAAGCGCAAUGGUCUUGAAAUUCCGAAAGAAUCUUCUUAUGAAAUGCGGAAUUCGGUUAUGAAUGCUCUGGUGCCGGUGAAACUGAAGAAACCCGGCUCUCCCAAUUUCGAUCCCAUCCUGGCCACGGAUUCUGUAGCAUCGCUCUUCAAGCAGGCAGCUUGCAAAUGCAUACACUACAUUGUUCUGGUGGAUCAAUCCGAGCCGGGAUCCACAGUGGGUCGCGACACUGUAUUUGCCCUUCUCAAUAGGGAAUCCAUAUUGGUGCGCAUUGUGAACAACGCAUCUUUCUUCGAGAACUUUAAUCUUAAGUUCUUGCGGAGGGAGAACAAACUGGCCAUUAUACCGCGUUCGCGCAAGGCCUUGCGAUUGUAUCCGAGAAGAGCCAGCGGAAGGGCAUAUGCACAGACCGUUAAUAAAUUUUUGGAUGAUUUUAAUUAAAU